Lingula anatina is the source of this 312-nucleotide messenger RNA. RefSeq lists its product as uncharacterized. Lineage: Eukaryota; Metazoa; Brachiopoda; Lingulata; Lingulida; Lingulidae. The record is from RefSeq and is a predicted model, not a curated record.
AUGAACAGAGCCUUUCAAACAUCAAAGAGUUUCUUCAGUCUACCGACAGACAUAAAAAACGCUUAUGCAUUGGGGAAAAUAGACGGUCCCUACAGAGGCUAUGCAGGCUUAGAGCUUGAAAGUUUAGAUCCUCUGAAACCAGCUGAUUUGAAAGAAUCAUUCAGUUUCAUACCAAGUUCACAGGCUUUAGAAUGGCCCGACAGAUAUGUGCCAAACUUUGCCAUCGAUAUGAUGACGAUGCUUCAAAACACAGCAGAGCUUGGAUGCCAGAUACUAUCGUUAAUUGGUGAAGGGCUUGGGCUGCAGGUAUAG